Messenger RNA from Lactuca saligna, 396 nucleotides. The record is from the annotation of a GenBank genome assembly. Lineage: Eukaryota; Viridiplantae; Streptophyta; Magnoliopsida; Asterales; Asteraceae.
AUGACUUCGCAUCCAAAGAAUGACGAUACAUACUACAAGAUUCUGGAAAGCGCAGAGAUGCCUCCGAUGAGCCUGAUAACUAAUAUCGCUCGUGGCCUGCGUAAGGCAAUGAAAUUGCAUCUCUUCAACUUUGAUGUGAUCAGGGAUACCAGAAUUGGAAACAGGUACCUUGUUGUAGACAUCAAUUAUUUCCCUGGCUAUGCCAAGAUGCCUGGUUAUGAAUCCGUAUUGACUGAUUUCUUGUGGAAUUUUUUGACCAAGGAAGAUGCUAGAUCUUUCAAUAACAAGAAAGAAACAACCAAAUUGGUUGAAAAAAUCCAUGUUUAUGGUGACCAAAAAGGGUCUCUUCCUAUUCUUUCUGUUGAAAAGGAUGAACAGGACCCUUUUCAGGUUUGA